CGUACCGCGUCGCACCGUGAGUGAUCUGAGCGUGCCUCGAGUUGUCAGUUUGAAUCCCGCCCACUCCCCGGCGAGCCAGCCAACCAGACAUCACUGCAGCGAGCUGACUGCAAGUCGGCUGUAGCGACGGUCGCAGCGUCUUCCUGUAGUAAAUGGAACCUGGGAGAUACAAUAUAUAUCUACAAAUACCUCAACUGCACCUGCAGACUCGUAUUCCCGAGAUGUGAGCGCGUCCCCACAGUCCUCCGGAUGAGGCUUAAAUAGAGAUGAACUCGACGGGAACAUUUAACCACUAAGGACCAUGGGACUGCCUGUCCGUUUAUGCUGUGAGUCCACUCUUCGCCUGAGUUUGUUCUCAAGAGUACGCAGGACUGUGUGAGGGAUUGAUACACACACACAAUGGCAGGAGAGAUCAUCGCCAAUGACUCCGUUCCGUCAAAUUUUGAAUUAGCCAUUGGAGCGUCGGUAAACGCUGACGGCUACAACUUGAGUCUCGCGACAGCGGUGUCCUUGUCGUGUGGCAGUGGCCUGUCGGGCAACGGUGUCAGUAUCCUGCAGAUUGACCCGGACACGGACGGGUAUACACCUGUCGUCAUCUCGCUGUCGUUCCUGGUGGCCCUACUGAGUUUCGGCACGGUGCUGAGCAACGCACUGAUCAUCCAUGUCAUACGGGCCGAUCGCACGCUGCACACGGUCAGCAACUGCUUUGCCAUGAGCUUGGCCACGGCCGAUCUUCUCGUCGGCCUGCUGGUGGUGCCGUUCUACGCGCUGGACGUCCACGUGUCUGACCGCUGGCACGAACACAUUCCAGCACAUAGUGUAUGGGUGACACUGGACUUCCUUUUGACUUCGUCGAGCAUUCUCAACCUGGUCUUGCUGAACCUGGAUCGCUUCUGGUCCAUCACCUCACCCAUGAAGUACAUGCGACAGCGGACUAAGAGACGGGCUCUACUCCUCAUCGCCCUGGUCUGGGGUUUGGCCAUCGUCCUGACCAUGGUCCCCGUCGCUAUCUGGCCUUACGCCUUCAAAGACGUCUUGGUGCCCACCAAGACUCGCUUCGUCUGUUUCGGCUCGAGUGGCUGGCUAAUGGCAGCCAGUGCCGUCUGCAUAUACUUCAUUCCGCUCACCCUCCUAUGUGCAAUUUAUUCGCGGAUAUUUAGGGCCAUACACCGGCGACACAAAAUGGACCUGGGCCGGUCCAGCAUCGCCAGCAACAUGUCGAACCGGUUCGGUGGCUCCAAACGCGGCAGCGACAUGAACCAGCACGGCUUCAUCAGCGAGCAGGAGUUACAACGACUGAGGAACAUCUACGAGAAGGCGAUAUGCCGGGAACGAGGCGAGAGACACUUGACCGCCAUGGUGAGGAAGAAGAAAGGGUACUCCCCCGGUACUCACCUGAAACGGUACGAGAGCAUCGACGAAGAGAAGGAAGGAGUCAACGAGUCGUGUGAAAACGAUCCUUUCAGUUCAGAGACUGGAGACAGCCAAGGCACGUUUAACAGUCGGCCCCACCACCAAACCAAGGUAGGAGUGACCAACAUGGUCAACACACUUCAUGUCGCCCGGUCCGCCGACGAUAUCUUCCACGGUAGGAUCACCAAGAGCCCUGCUAGCCCCUUCGAAGGCCUGGGCGUGCUGCCAAAGAUUAAGGUGCCGCGUAUUCUGGCCGGGAUCGAGGCAAGCAUGGACGUCAUCCGCGAGCGAGACGGAAGCUGGUGCAGCUCAAAGUCUAACAAAUCACUGGCGAGCGAAGACAAGAAAGCCGCGGACAACGGGUCAUCUCACUCCCAAGAAAUGAUAGGCACCGUAUCGCCUAGACGAAAGAACAGCUCUCCUACCUUAGGUCUGAUGAGUUCCUCACCCAAGGAGCGGAGCCCCACGGGCUCAAACCAUCUCAGUAUCGGCGGUGCGGCGGAUCCCAUCAACAACUUUCUGCAGGUUCUGUCUCCAGACGUGCCAAUAGAUGUCCAGAAGAGAUGGAGCUCACCGCCGAUCUGUGUAGACGAGCCAGGGUCAGAGCCAGACGACACCGACCAGACGCCGGAGGACGCCAUAGCUGCUGAGGAGAACGAGGACGACGACGACAACGACAUGGACCCGCUACAGGACCUGGCAGCGGCGGUAAAGCGGAAGAGAGCCGAUUCGGGGGAGGGCGCCCUGGCACGACUGCGGGCCAACUCCAGCGAGAUGAUUCGCCGCGCCUCUCCUCGCUUGGCCCGCAAGGAGGAAGCGGGCGACACAGAGAGCCUGCUCACCGUACAGCGCAAGACGUCCGGGAGCGCUGGCUCGUUCUACCGGGACAGCUUCCAGAGCAACCGCCUGCUGAACCAGAGGCGCCAGAACACCCGAGCCUCCUACUCCCUGGACGUGAUCACAGGCCCUCGCAGCGACAGCGGCUACGCCAGUGAUUGCGGAUUCCGCCGUCCCGGUAGCCUGGGCGUUACUGUCACCAAGAAAGAGCGCAGGGCAUCUCUUUCUUUCCCCAUAGAUAGCGUCACCAUGGGGGCACUGACGUCUAGGGUCAGGACAUCUGUCAGUAACUCCUUCAGUGCCAUCAGUGGGCGUGGCACCAAGGCCCUCACGUUGCUCAAGAAGCAAGACAAAGCGGCCAAACAGCUUGGCUUCAUCCUCGCCUGUCUGGUCGCUUGCUGGACACCUUACUUCCUACAGGUUCUUAUCUAUGCCUUCUGUUCCGAAUGUGGUGACGUCACUGCCAUGACUAUUGCUGUCUUUCUAGGUUACACCCAUUCGCUAUGUAACCCCAUCCUCUUCGCCUUGUUCAAUCCAAGGUUCCAACGCGCUUGUAAGCGAAACCUGUUCCCGUGUCGUUCACGGGAGGAGACCCCCCGGGGUAUCCCAGUUGUACCGCCAUCUAUGAUUUAAGGACGUAAAGGCAAAUCACAACAUAUGCGAUUCUCAACGAUCUCUCAGACCAAAUCUUCAAAUUGUCAUGAACAAACCUAAGUCUUAGUGAAAAAGAUACCGCUGACAUUUGUUGCUGAAUUCGCGUUAAACAACUCUUUUUACUGUUUUCUUGUUACAUUCUCUGAACAAAACCAUUUACACAGCACCAUCAAUUAACUGAGUCUGCUCGCAAAUGUUGUAAAUGGCCUUUACAAUAAUUUCAAAAAUAACAGUAGAAGGAAAUCGAUUACACGCCAUUUUCUCUAUUUAUAGUGGUCCACCACUGAUUUAUACUUCAUUGAUUUGCAUCCGAUGAAAUUUAGAUGCUAGGGAUCGAUUCUGAAGUUUAUAACCGCUCACGAAGUCAUCAUUGUUACUGAUUUCUAAUCGGCUCGCAAUUAGAAGUAUUGUCCAGAGCCCAGCAUGAAAAUAUUAUGUAUCAGAAAUUAGCCAGAAUAUACCGCACCCACGGAAUCCGACUCUCGAUGAUAACGGGCAAAAUCAUUUAUAUGAGCGGGAAACUUCACCCAACUGAACUGUCUGUGAAAUUUGUUGGGCCGGUCCUCAGCCAAGCUGAGGCCAAAUUAAAGUAGGGAUUUCAGUCACUUCAAGUAGCCUCUCAGUCUGACUCUCGCGACAAAAAUUCCUUGGAUUUAUGAUACCUUCUGCCGAAGGAUGGACCAAGAUUCUGAUGUGUUGCUGAAUAUUUUCAUGUUUCUAAAACUGCGCUCCGUCGGUGGAGCACAAGCCGAUUCUGACUGACAUAUUUGUGAUAUGAAACAAUUUCUGGAAUUUCAUAGCGCGUAACACAGUCGUAAAUUUUGUACCGAGGAGGCGUUCUUCAAAAAAAAAAGUCGGUAGUAAUGUGAGGAAAUAUUGCGUCCAGAAUUUUUUUUCUCUUGAAAAUGAAAUUUAUAAACAUUUGCACAUCACGACGACAUGCAGCGCAUGGUUACUAGUGACCCAGAGCACCAGUUCUACAAAUAUAGUCUUCCUUUGUAGCAAGGGAGAAAGUGGUCUCUUUUUAUAUCUCUUCGGGUGUUCUCUCCAAGUGAGAUCUAGGUAUGACUGUAUAUGGACUGAAAAAUGGACGAACGGACGGACAGAAAUUCGAAUUGAAAAAAAAAGUCCAGACGAGCGGACCAACUAAUGAAAAGACGAAGCAUAUAUAGGCCUAAAGCUUAAUUUAUAAGUUAUCGACAAACAUGUAAAACUCGACCAUUGUAGACAUGGGCUAAAGCUCAAGAAAAAUUGCUUGGACAGAACUCUGGACAGACGGCCAGACUUCUUUGAUCUGUGAUCUUUGCCAGAAAAACGAGCACUCUUUCGAACAAAGUCGGACGGACGGACGAACAACCCGACCGACAUGCAGAGAGACAGACCAGGCAUCUCUAACAGAAGGACAGACCAUGGAGGUUGACCGACGAGCAAAAUCCUAAAGCGGUGUUUUUCCGCUCUUUUGGACGUGUGAAUUUCAGAAGUAUUUUAUCAAAACGCUCAAACGUCCUUGACGACUGGUGUAACCCGAGGCUGGCCACGGUGUGUUAUGUGCCGUUCAUUCAUGAAUUAGCAUACACGCGCGAAGGCUCAUGUGCCUUGUGACAGCAAUCCACCACGCUGGAUGGGGUCGACUUAUUCAUUUGAUUCGAGCCUUUUUCUCCAUCCCGAACGGUUUGUAAAGUCACACUGCAGAUUGUGUGAAGGCGAACCAAGACUGUAUUAUUUUUAUUCACUGGACGUGAGCUAUAAAACUAAUGCACCAGCAUCGUUUCAUGCAUAGCCUAAGGGCACAGCGUGUGUAUGUACACCACGCCAAGAACGGCAAAGUGCAAGUAACAAAACAUCUUGAACAUAUUUCCAUGUGAUGAAGCCCCCUUUGAAAAGGCCUCUGGUGAGACCAUUGGAAUGACAAGUCACCCUGUAGUCUCACUUACAGGAGUCAUUAUUUUUGUCGCAGAUAGUCACACGUGCAGUUAACUGCUCACAAAAUAUUCAGCAAUAGGAUUUGCUGCUUGAUGUCAACGCCAGUGUAUAAUGAAAUACCAUGCAGUAUUCAUGUACUUAUAAGGUAAUCGUUGUUACUUGGUGUAAAUGAAUGUGUAAUUUAAUACAAUAUUCAUAAAAAGGCAAAGCAGUAUUAAUAAUUUUCAUAAUCAACCAAAGAAAGAAACUGAUAUUGAUCCGGUGAUAACUGUAACUACUGAAUCUUUUUCUAAGUAUCCCUUUAAUAGGGAAAGGCGAUUCAUUAGAAAGUCUGGAUAAGAAAAAAAUGCACACUUAGUCGAUAUGACCUCAGACCUCGCAAGGCUUUCCUUACGAAAUGCCAUUUCGACGAGAUGCUCUCUCAAAGAUGUGUCUUUGUCACAAGCCCUCCAAUUUACUCUUAAAUGUGUAAGUUCUGAUAUCUCGUGGAAAAAGACACCCCACUGAAAUUCUGACAACCGGCACUGAAAAUUAAGAGGGUAUUGAUUGCAUGCAUAUAUACCGAAUGCACCCAUGGUGAUUUUCGAACGAAGCUAUGGUACACGAUUGUAACUUUGAAAUGGAUUUGGAAUGUGUUUUUGUUGGUUUUGUCUCCUUUUGUUUUCUUUUGGUUUUCAAUUAAGCAAGGUUGGAGUUGAUAUUUGGCUGUUGUUUUGUUCAAGACUGGGCGUUAAUUGUUUUGACAGGAAUGUCAUUGUUUGGUUUCAUGUGCAAUUAUUAUUGAACAAAAUGAUAAUUCUACUUUGCAAAAACUGUGGUGUUAAAAUUAACACUUUGAGGUGUUAUCAGAUGACCAUACCAUAGGGAGUUACUUCAACACUGCCGGUGUUACUUGACACACCUAUGAAUGUUACAAUGCACUGGAGGGUGUUACAAGUAACACCAAAUAACACCAAAAAUUUUAACACCUAUGAAAAGUGUUGGUGUAGUCCUCUGAUAACACCGGGGGUGUUAAAUUUCACUCACUCUUUGGAGCCUCUGAGUGUUGAUUAUGUUCAGGUAUCAUUUUUGUUUUUAAAUUGUGUAAGCCUUCUGAUAAUUUCUUUCACAGAAAACAAUCCGUGGUAUGCACCCCACUAUUUUGUCGAGGCUACAAGCAUUUAUCCAUGUGCGGGUUAAGUGCACUUUUCAGAAUUAUGUGGAAAUUGUGUAGUCAUGAACGAUUACGGCACAGCGUAACUAACUUGCAUUUGAAAUCAAAAUAGUAUUCAACUACUGUUGUGGUUUAAUCUGAAUAGGGCAAUUCACUGAAUUUAUAUAAUUACCAAUUGAAAUUAAAUCUGUAAUUCUCGUCCGCGAUAUGUAUUAUGUCAUCAGAACCCAUUUUAUUUAAAUGAUUACGAUAAAAGCACCAUUUCUACCUCCGUUUUGUUUAUGUUCUUUGUUCAUUAUGUUAAUAAAGUAACAAUGUCAGUAUAACUGGUUUUGACAGUCGCAUUAAGCGGUUAGUAUUCAACCUUUUAGCGGACAAGAGAAGCACGUUUGUUGAAAUUUAUUUCACUAAGUAUAUGGUAAUCCCAUUUAAUUCGUUGUUUUAUUCAUCGUGCAAAAUCGUUUGACUUGUAUGUUCACUUGGCGGGAAUCUUUACGCUUAUUUGUUCUUAAUAUGAUGGAUUGCAACAUAAAUCUACUUAUCAAGGUGAUGGUAGGCGAGAUGUUCGCCAGAACUUCACAUCAUAGAGCCAACAUGUCCUCGAGUACAAUCAGUUGAGUACAGAUGCGAUCCCGCAGACAAAAAAUGUGAAAUAAAUCACGUCUGCGUGUAAAUUCCUCAACUUUAAUCAGCCCGCAUUGAGGCAUUUGAAACUCGGUGACAAUUAAUCUUGUGCUCUACUUUUAUUAAACGGAUGUAAUGUAACAUUUAUUCUGCGUGGUUUUGGAGGCAGUUUCUUCGACACAGACAUGGACAAUCUGAAUGAUUUUUCUGUCGAUGCAUUCGCAGAGUCUCUCACGUAACCAUGCUGAACACUGAUCAACUGCACAAAUGCCUGGAAAACAGGAAGUUAUCAGUUUGGGUAAUGUUUUGACCGACGAUAAAACAAGUUGUUCACUUAUUGCUUCCUGUUUGUUCAUCUUACACUGCAAACACGGCUGAAAUUAACCCAACCCGCUGUGGAUUUCAGGUUUCUGUUCAGCUUUUUUGUAAAAUUAAUUUAACAUUAGAACUGGUUGAUCAGUGGCGAGUGUUGACGAAAGGAUAUUGAGCUGGACUGUGCGGGAUGUUUAUUUUUGACUGCCUCUCCAACACCAUAUGUAAAGACUAAGAAAAGCAAACCAUUUUUUCUUGAAAUCGCAGGCCAGACAUUGCCCGCAGCGCGGGGAAUGUGUGCGGUAUGUCGAGAAUAAAAAGAAAAUCACGAAUGUAAUUGUGUAUGGUGAAAUAAAAAAAAAGUGAU
This is a messenger RNA of Acanthaster planci (crown-of-thorns starfish), 7283 nucleotides long. RefSeq lists its product as uncharacterized. Lineage: Eukaryota; Metazoa; Echinodermata; Asteroidea; Valvatida; Acanthasteridae. Gene Ontology annotation, molecular function: G protein-coupled receptor activity. The record is from RefSeq and is a predicted model, not a curated record. Gene Ontology annotation, biological process: positive regulation of MAPK cascade; adenylate cyclase-activating adrenergic receptor signaling pathway. Gene Ontology annotation, cellular component: plasma membrane.